AUGUCUUCAAGAUUUUCUCGAGACUUUGGUGCUUGUUUGAUGAACAAUAGCGACUUCGAUGAUUGCAGCCUUAGAGAAAGAAAGGAAUUAGUUCGAGAGAUUGCUGCAGAAGUGCUCUCGAAAGCGCUUUCAUCUCAAUUAUUGACAUUGAAAAAAGUCAUUUUUGCAAGAUAUGAAGUUAUAGCAAAGAACAAGAAUUGUGGAAUUAAACGCCAUUUUGUAAAUCCUUUGUUGACACUUUGUGAAGCACAUUGUGAUCACAGCAUAAUGCAAGCGACUCCCUUUUAUGUUGCGUUCGUAUUAUUAGCAGAAUUUCACUGCCGCUUAUUAUCACCAACAGCCAUGUUGAAUGAAUGCACUUUUCAAAACAUAAAGAAGGAGAUAUCGAAAAAAGACUCUGAAUAUGGUAUAUGA
Clunio marinus is the source of this 414-nucleotide messenger RNA. The record is from the annotation of a GenBank genome assembly. NCBI's taxonomy places the organism in Eukaryota, Metazoa, Arthropoda, Insecta, Diptera, Chironomidae.